UCAAUGAGCAUUAUAAUAAUUACUGUCAUAAGUUGCAUAAUAUGAGCAAAGAUUAUUAAUAUGCCCAGAGAUCAUCAUACUUCCAAGUCGAAAUUAAGUCUAGGAGAUAAAAUAGGGUUUAAUCCAUCUUCAGGCCCAUGCCAAUUAAAGAAGAAAUGUGAUAAGCCUAAAAACCUGUACCAAGAAUAUAUAGGUGAAUAUCCGGCGUUCAUUCGAACAUUUGGCCCGAAACAAUAUGAAGCUAUGAGCCACUAUAAAGUAACUUUUGCCGCGUACGGUGUCGCCUCGCUGUUGAGUAUUUGCUACAUUUGCGAAUGGAAAGCCGUCCUACAAUACUUACCUUUUUAUAACGGAAAAUAUACCGAUGGUUCCAAAUAGAGAACAGUUAAAUAAUGUUAUAAAUUUUUAAAUAAACGGUUAAUGGAUGUAA
Sitophilus oryzae (rice weevil) is the source of this 430-nucleotide messenger RNA. RefSeq lists its product as uncharacterized. The record is from RefSeq and is a predicted model, not a curated record. The transcript has 2 exons. The coding region runs from base 61 to 378 and encodes 105 amino acids. Gene Ontology annotation, cellular component: mitochondrial inner membrane. Lineage: Eukaryota; Metazoa; Arthropoda; Insecta; Coleoptera; Curculionidae. Gene Ontology annotation, biological process: mitochondrial electron transport, ubiquinol to cytochrome c.